Messenger RNA from Protopolystoma xenopodis, 210 nucleotides. NCBI's taxonomy places the organism in Eukaryota, Metazoa, Platyhelminthes, Monogenea, Polystomatidea, Polystomatidae. The record is from the annotation of a GenBank genome assembly.
AUGCUGACUUGUUCACAUUCCAGUACUCAAGAGGUGUGCCCAUCUUAUGGGGGUACCGAGGCGUCAUUACACCUGCUGUUUCCCUUGGCGCCCACCAUUUCCAAUUGCUGCUCCGACUCGGUUCCAGCGCAAGUUCACUUCUACUCCAUGUCCUAUUUCUCGAGCCUCCAGAAACACUUACACUGUCGCCUCACCGAGCAGAGCGACUAG